This is a messenger RNA of Gekko japonicus, 3031 nucleotides long. RefSeq names its product inositol-trisphosphate 3-kinase B-like. Gene Ontology annotation, molecular function: inositol tetrakisphosphate kinase activity; inositol-1,4,5-trisphosphate 3-kinase activity. Gene Ontology annotation, biological process: inositol phosphate biosynthetic process. The record is from RefSeq and is a predicted model, not a curated record. Lineage: Eukaryota; Metazoa; Chordata; Lepidosauria; Squamata; Gekkonidae. Gene Ontology annotation, cellular component: nucleus; cytoplasm. Bases 178 to 1485 code for a protein of 435 amino acids. The transcript is spliced from 8 exons.
GAUGGGGGGCGCCGCGGGGACCGCCGUGGCUUAGCCUGGGCUCUCCAGGGAGCCGUGGAUGGAGCAAGCCGCUCCUGGAUGGUGGGGGACGCAGAGGGCUCGGUAGUUCAGGCUUGGGCUUGCCAGCCGGAGCCUAGGGGCCUCUGACGGGUCCGAGAGCCCCCCUCAGAGCUCACCAUGGAAGGCUGUGGCAGCCUGGAGUGCGUUCCCGCUUCCCCGGAACCAGAGAGCUGGGAAGUCUCGGGAGCAGCGCAGGAUCCCCCCGACUCUGAAGCGGUGUUGUGCAGGGCAAGAGGGGACGCUGACGGGAGGGGGACAGGGCCCCCCUUGGGCAUUCCCCAGAGCAAUGGCCAGCCAGAGCCCUGGGCCCCGUCUCCCCGUGAGGCUGCCGACCCAGAGCCCCCCAAGACGGUGCUGCCCCCAGGUCCUCCCAGCCUCCCUCCCGACCGCUCUGUCUCCAGCACCUCGACCUGCUCCUCGCUGGCUGGAUCUUCACAGGAGUCCGACGAGGUUUUCAGCGACUUGGAAGAGAAGAGCCCCAGCAUGAAGCGGGUGCUACGGAAGACCAAGUCCUGGAAGACCUUUUUCACGAUGGUGCACUGGUCCCUACGGAGACGCAGCUCCUGGGUACAGUUGGCCGGUCACGAAGGAAACUUCAAGGCCAGUGAAAAGGGACAGAUCCUGAAGAAGUUCAGUCCCGUGGAAAAUGCCUGUCUGGUGGAGCUGAUGGGCGACGUCCUGCAUCCCUUCGUGCCCACCUACCAUGGAGUGGUGGAGACCAAUGGGGAGCGCUACAUCCAGAUGGACGACCUCUUGUGCGGCCUCGACAUGCCCAGCAUCAUGGACUGCAAAAUGGGCACCAGGACCUACCUGGAAGAGGAGGUGAACAAAGCUGGGCAAAGCCCAGUGGCACGGCGGGACUUGUACCAGAAGAUGGUAAAGGUUGACCCACUGGCCCCCACGGCCCAGGAGCAUGGACAGGCGGCUGUCACCAAGCCACGGUACAUGCAGUGGCGGGAGAGUAUUAGUUCCAGCGCUUCUCUUGGAUUCCGUAUCGAAGGCGUUACGAUUGAAGGGGGGGCCGUGCAGAGGGAUUUCAAGCAGAUCCGGACGAAGGAGCAGAUUGUGGAGACCUUCUUGACUUUCACCAGGAACCACCUGGAUGUGCUGGGCACGUACCUUGCUCGCCUGGAGAGUCUACGCCAGGUCCUGAAGGAGUCCACCUUUUUCAAGACACACGAGGUGAUUGGCAGCUCCCUGCUUUUCCUCCAUGACCGGAAGGGCCAGGCCAGCGUUUGGAUGAUUGACUUUGGCAAGACGCGUCCCGCCCCAGAAAACAUUCACCUGAGCCACAACGUGGCCUGGACCCAGGGAAACCACGAGGACGGCUACCUGCUCGGCUUGCACCACCUGACUGACACCAUGCAAGGUGCCCUGGACGCGGCGAGGAAGCACCAAGAAGAAGCGGCCUCUAUCCACUCUUGAGCCCGGCACGGCUUCUUGCCGGCCCUCGGUCCCAAAAAGAGAGGAGGUAGAAAAGGGCCAGUGGGUGAGUCAGGAGGGAGGCCGACCUGGGGCAAGAAGAGCUGCGCGAUCCCUGGCCGCCUCAGCACAGAGCCCCCAGUGGCGUCAAACUACGGAGAAUUUCCAAAAGGGACAUUUGUAAUAUUUGAUCUCUGCCCAGGACUUUCUUUGUGUUGCACGUAUGGAAAUACAUGGGGGUUUCUAUAUAGCCUUUAGGCCCCAGGAGGAAGGCAAGGUGCACAGAGCGUGCAGGGCCAGGCCUUGCAUGGGCAUGGGACUGCUGCCGUGUGCAAAAAAUGACAGCUAGAACAUCUUAAAAUGCAGUUCAGCGGCCUUCACAUUAGCUCCUGAACACGCCAAACCACCUUUUACAAAAUCAGAAUGUCAGUCUAUCCAGGUCGGUACUGCCAAACUGGCAGCCGCCCUCCAGAGCCUCAAGUGGAGGAGGAUCUUUCACACGGCCUACCACCUUAACCUCCCCAUUUUUAAAAAUACUAGCUACAUCCAGAACUGAACUUGGGUCUUUGUGCAUGGGAAGGAGAUGCUGCUACUGAGCCACGGCCCCUCCGCCCCUGAAGUUGCCUCUUUACAGUACACCUUUGCCUCGAGGAUGUGUGAGUGCGCGCACACCCACACACCAGUCACUUGGCCAGAGGAGGGACAUAGAGGAAAAGGCCAGGGUCAGGCAAGAGGCAGUGACCAGACUCCGCACACCUGUGAGCUUCUAGCCCUAAUGAUUCCAAUCCACCCCCUUCCUGGAAGACAGUCUGUCCAAGUGAGCCUUUCGGGAAAGACUCAAAUCCAGAAAAGCUACCAACGAACCCAGUAGCGAAUUGCACCCUGUUCGCACAUUACAGUGAACGCACGAGCAGUCCUUGUACAGUUUACACUUGAUUUUCCUUUAUAUGCGUGCUGAGUAAUUCUUGUGUUAAGUCAACACGUUCCCCAACUAAUCAUGUGGUUUAAAGCCCACCAUUACCCAGUUCCCUGGGGAAGUGAACACACUGGUGGCUCUUUUUCCUUGCACGCACAUAUGUGCUGGAGGGUUCUGUGCGUUCGCUGCAAAAUGCGAACAGAGGCUGGUGACUCAGUGCGGCAGCAUCCCCUGCCCCUGGAUCCUUCCCCCACCCAGAAUAUCUACACUCCUGAAGCACGACUUAGUGACACGACGUUGCUCUUUCCAGGAGCAGCAGCUCGACACAAAGAUCCUGCAGGAUGGUUCCUCCACGUUUCUCCGGGAAGCGCUGGCGGUGAUUGUGUCAUCACUCGGGGGGUGGGGGGGUGGCGCACCUUGCACACGUGUUAGCACCCCCUGGCAUAAGGCUGGUUUUCGUGCCAGCCUGGGAUGCGGCAGAGGGCAAGCAGAGUGUGGGCACGUAGUAUGAGCAGCUAUUGCUGGGCAAGGGGAGGUUCCCACCCCCUAAAAACAUUUCACUCUCCUAAAUAAAAAUGCUAUCUUGUUCCAAAAGGGGACUGCUUAAUUUAUUCUCAGCCUUCACACCCACAA